AUGAUGCCACCCUACCCUUUGCUCGAUUGGAACCAAAUAGUUGAGUAUUCUUUUUUAGCUGAGUUCGACUUGCUAUGUGAUAGCAAUGGGCAGAUCCAGACUAAACGGUGGGCGAACCCUCUUUAUCAGCAGGCAUCAGCACAAUACUUUGAUCGUGUGCGCGCCCAGGAAGAGCUGGAGAGGCUAAAUGUUGAAGUUGGUCAUUUGAUGACAAAGAUUCGUGAUGACACUAUCUACUAUCCAAACACAAUUGCUAUCCUUUCCACUGAAGACCCGCCACUUGCCUCUGAGCUGAGUCGGCAAUGGGAACAGCUUCUGUCGGUGAACUCAUGGCAUCAGCGACGCAUUCAUCAAAUUCAGACUCUUCAUGGAUAUUCUGGA
This is a messenger RNA of Suillus fuscotomentosus, 381 nucleotides long. RefSeq lists its product as uncharacterized. NCBI's taxonomy places the organism in Eukaryota, Fungi, Basidiomycota, Agaricomycetes, Boletales, Suillaceae. The transcript has a single exon. The annotation marks the transcript as partial. The record is from RefSeq and is a predicted model, not a curated record.